UAUCAAUGUGUGCGCAUGUAUACGCAUACGUGUAUAAAUACCGAUCACAUGAACUCACAAUUUCUUCAUCCAAGUAACAUUUAAAUCUCAUCAGCUAAAUAAACUAAAAAAUGAUGAAUCCUAUGUUUUACUUUCUUCUUGCCUUAACCGCUGUUUUAGCCGCGACCGCAAACGCAGGACCGGUUCUCGACAUUGAUGGUGAUAUCAUAUUCCACGGCAGCUACUACGUUAUCCCCGUCAUCCGGGGCCCUGAAGGUGGCGGUCUAACUCUCACCCCACGCAAUGGCAACCAGUGUCCCCUCUUUAUCGGACAGGAGCGUUCAGAGGUCGAAAGGGGCAUUCCCGUGAAAUUCUCAAACUGGAGGUCUAGAGUUGGGUUCGUUCCCGAAUCCGAGAACCUCAACAUCAAGAUGGAUAUCGAACCUACGUUCUGCGCUCAGUCAACUUAUUGGUGGGUCACUUCAGCCCCCAGUCCCUGGAGAUCGUUGUUCAUAGCGGUUGGUCCUAAGCCAGAAGCUGGAGGAGAAGAUUCGUCGAGGAGUUUCUUCCAGAUCAGGAAAACUGAAACAAAACUUAACGCUUACAAGUUUGCAUUUUGUAGGGACGGCAACGAUUGCAUCGAUGUCGGUAAAAACGUGGAAGGUGGCGUUCAGGGUUUGGUUGUAUCUAGGCCACCAUUCGCUACCCCAUUCGAGGUUGUGUUCGUGAAAGCUACUGAGAAACAGACUUCAUCCAAGACCAUGUCUAUUAUCUGAGAGAAAUUAAGGACCACUUAAUAAAAGGAAUAAGAGUUAUAACUUACGUCUAAUAAUAAAACUCUAUCUAUGUAUGAUGUUUUCUUUGUUCAUCGAUCAUCAUGUGUGGAAUAAAACAUCUUUCCUUUGUUUC
Molecule: messenger RNA, 888 nt
Organism: Brassica napus (rape)
Lineage: Eukaryota; Viridiplantae; Streptophyta; Magnoliopsida; Brassicales; Brassicaceae
Product: kunitz trypsin inhibitor 4
Exons: 1
Coding region: 111-755 (214 amino acids)
Molecular function (GO): endopeptidase inhibitor activity
Source: RefSeq, a predicted model, not a curated record